Molecule: messenger RNA, 772 nt
Organism: Aspergillus campestris IBT 28561
Lineage: Eukaryota; Fungi; Ascomycota; Eurotiomycetes; Eurotiales; Aspergillaceae
Product: import motor complex subunit PAM16
Exons: 2
Coding region: 53-463 (136 amino acids)
Biological process (GO): protein import into mitochondrial matrix
Cellular component (GO): TIM23 mitochondrial import inner membrane translocase complex
Source: RefSeq, a predicted model, not a curated record
CACCUUCAACUUCACCUUUCUCCUCUUUCGGUGACCCGGUUGACCUUUAAUUAUGGCCCAUCGCAUCGUCUCUCAGGUCGUCGUCACCGGCGCCCGCGUCUUCGGGCGGGCCUUUGCCGAAGCCUACAAACAGGCCUCCGCCUCGUCCAAGUACGCUUCCAAGAACAACGGCAAAGGAGGCAAUGCCUUUACCUCCUCCGGUCUCACCCUCGACGAGGCCUGCAAGAUCCUCAACGUCAAACCCCCGCAAGGCGCCGAGUCCAACCUCGAACAGACCAUGGAGCGCUUCAAGAAACUCUUCGACCAGAACGAUCCCAAGAAGGGGGGGAGUUUCUACCUGCAGAGUAAAAUCCUCCGCGCGCGCGAACGGAUCGAGAUGGAGGUUCGCCAGGCUCAACGACACAGCGCCCAGGAGAAGGAGCUCCAGGAAGGCUGGAAGCCCAAGGUCUACAAGGACCGGUGAUCUUCCCCUGGAUCCCCUUUGCCUCUGAACCGAGACAGAGACGUUGUUUUCAUUGUGCGACUUUCUUUUCAGGAACUCUCCCGAAUUUCUGCGGCAUAGCAUGGCGUUUUGUUGGUGAUCAAUCAGUUGGAAGAGACCUAGAUCAGUCCUAUUCUGUUCGGAUGAUUAUAUGCGUGAUUUUUCUACUUCUUUUGGGAUCUUAAUUUCUCCACUCUAGCGUCGGUGAAACCCUUGUAUCAUAGCCAGUCUGCCGGACUUAUAUCGGAUUAAACAUGUAUCUAUAUAUCUAUACUCAACAAAUGAGUCGAG